This is a messenger RNA of Bicyclus anynana (squinting bush brown), 542 nucleotides long. RefSeq lists its product as uncharacterized. NCBI's taxonomy places the organism in Eukaryota, Metazoa, Arthropoda, Insecta, Lepidoptera, Nymphalidae. The coding region runs from base 126 to 542 and encodes 138 amino acids. The transcript is spliced from 2 exons. The record is from RefSeq and is a predicted model, not a curated record.
AUUUAUAAUAUUGUUCGUAGUAAAAUUCGAAUUUUAAAAAAUUAUAAACAAUAAAAGGUGCAUUUUAAAUUGUGGCAAAUAUUUUUCAAGUUCGAUUUUGUAUUUUUUUUUUUAUUAUUAAAAGAAUGUUGAAGUCUAUAGCAGUCUUCGCGAUGUUCCUGGUGUGUUGUUAUUGUUUCGAAAGUAACGAAUUAUCGGUUUUGGAAUCAAGAGCCAAAAAGAAAAAGAGUUCUGCGAAACUGAUUGGCCUGAUCCUACUGCUGGUGUUCUCAAAAGUGGCAAUCUUCAAGGCGGUGUCAGUGUUCCUCAUGAUGACGGUCUUCCAAAAGCUGUUCUCGUUCGGCGGCCUGGUGCUCCAGUACUUCAUGAAGAUGAAGGCGGAGAAGCCGAAGCCCGCGCCGCUGUACGGAGCGCCCACGCAGGGUUACGACACCGUGGGCUACAGCUAUGGCCCACCAGACCGCGAGCCCUUGCGCCAGGAGGGGUAUCCUGGGAAGGACGUCGCCAGCUCCUUGGAUUGGAUUUUGAAUAAACAACCCUAA